AAGCAAAAUUCAAGGGAAAAAACUUAUACUCGAUAAUCAGAUAGAUCCAGAAUACUCAUUGUCUUACGGCAAUAUAUAAAAAUUGGAAAGCAUUGUGCUUAAGAGAAUUGAGGGGUAUAUGUGAAUUUUAUUUAAAUUACGCGAUUGAUAUGGUGUCAGUAAAUAAUUGUACCAAGUCAAUAUCUUCCGUCACUCUAACAACUGUUAAUCAUAAUUUUUCCGUUAUUAUGAAUGUUCUUAUAAGAGAUGAAGAUAUGAAUGGUUACUAAGUCGUUACGAAAUCUAAAGUCAUUUAAAAUUGAUAGAUCUUAAAGUAAUUGUGCUGUAGCGGGCGUACAAAGGUAGACAUAAUUUAAUAUAACUUUGCAUUAUCCAUCACCACGACCACAAAUCUUUUGCUUUAGAUUCGAGUAUUAAGUCUUCUACUGACACAUCUUGAAAGUAAAUUUUUAAAACUUCAUUCAUCACAGUAGUAAUCAGCGUGGUAACUGUGACGGCAUGUUAACAUUCGCAUAAGCUUUUACGUCUGCGCGCAAGCUAUAGAGCAACGAAAACAAUACUUGCAGUUGCCUCAUAAAGUUACAUAAGAGAAAGCCACCAACCUAAUGUUUGUCAACCGGCACGAAAGCUAAAGACUUGCUAAACGUUCUUCGAAUAGCAGUAAAAAAAUUUAGGAAAUUUAUUUAGUAAAAUCACAAUGGCUUCCAAUAAAAUCGACGAUUGCAACGAUGCCCAAGUAGCGAUAAACGAUUUGCCAAUAACGUUUAAAGUUAAAUACAUUGGCUCGGAGGUUGCACGUGGUUUAUGGGGGAUUAAGUAUACACGUCGCCCAGUCGACAUAAUGGUAGGGGCUGCAAAAAAUCUACCGCCAAAUAAGACUUUACCUAUUUGCGAGUUAAAAGUUUCUGUCGACGGAGUCAAUUUGGAAAUUAUUUCACCUAAAGCCAGCAUUAAUCAUUGGAAUUAUCCUAUCGAUACGAUAUCGUAUGGUGUACAGGAUCUAGUCUAUACCCGGGUAUUUGCCAUGAUUUUAGUCAAAGAUGAUCAUUGUUCGCAUCCGUUUGAAGUGCAUGCUUUCGUUUGCGAUAGCCGUGCUAUGGCUCGGAAAUUGACCUAUGCUUUGGCAGCCGCUUUUCAGGAUUAUUCGCGACGUGUUCGAGAGAACGGUGAAAUUCAAAAUGAUAAAAUAACACCGACACGUCAAAAGUUUGCCAUCGAUUUACGUUCACCGGAAGAAUUAGCAGCAGGCGUUGAUGAUGAGACAGAAGCCUAGUACUUGCACUCAUUAUAUGUUUUUUUUUUUUUUUUUAUAUAUAUCAACCUAAAAGUAUUUAAGAAUAAUGUGAUGCGUUACUGAUAUAUAUAUAUAUAUAUACACGAAUAUGUAUUUGUAUGUAUAGUAAAAUGAUCAACCAAACAGUUGACUUUAAAUUAAUCAAUUAUCCACAGGUUGUAAUGCUACCAAAUCUAUGUAAUAUAUUAUGUAUGUACAUUUUCAUACUGUAUUUGAGAAGUAGAAAGGACGAUUUCUAUUCCUGUAUUUCAACAGUUAUACAUUAUAUACAGCUAAUAAUCCAAAGUAAAAGCGAAUGAAUUUUACAUUUAUUGUUUUACUAAUUACUUAUCAUUUUUCAUAUAGUUUUCCUUCAAGUUCUCAUGAACCUUAGAUAUGCACCAUAAAGCAGUUCGUGAUUUUUAUGUGCAUCAUUAAUUCAUCACUGAUUUGUAUUGUAUGUAUGCAUGUACAUAUAUAUAUAUAUGUACAUAUACAUAUACAUUCCGGUAAAACCGGCAAAAUUAAAUUUUGUACCGAUUUAAUAACAUCUGCCCCUUGGUACAUUGGUCGUUGGUAGUUUGAGAGGCGAAACAAUUGUUUACAUAAUUUUUCUUUAAACUCGUUUUUCAUUCAAAGGACAAAGCUGGACAUAGACUUCUUAUGUAUGCUUAUUCAGCUACGAUAAUAUAAUAAAGAAUGCAUCAAAAGAAUGGAUAACAUGUGGUCACUACUGAAAAAAACAAACCGCAUAUUAGCUUAAAAAAGUGCUUUUAACUCUAUUUUAUCAGUAUAUACUACAAUUAUAUUAUUGUUAUUAUUUGCAUUAUUUGCACAUAUUUGCAUUUUUAGUAUUACAAUCCACACUACUUUAAAGUUAAUCUUAAUUCAAGGUCAGCUACUAUAUCCAACUCACGCCAAGGAAAUCAAAUCAAGAACAUUGGCGGGAUUUGCAGCACACCAAUCUGCUUCUCAUGUCUGCCGCAAUUAAAUAUUUAGGUUGUGAUUGCUUAUAGCUUU
Glossina fuscipes is the source of this 2293-nucleotide messenger RNA. RefSeq lists its product as uncharacterized. Lineage: Eukaryota; Metazoa; Arthropoda; Insecta; Diptera; Glossinidae. The record is from RefSeq and is a predicted model, not a curated record. The coding region runs from base 698 to 1273 and encodes 191 amino acids. The transcript has 4 exons.